Molecule: messenger RNA, 1026 nt
Organism: Carlito syrichta (Philippine tarsier)
Lineage: Eukaryota; Metazoa; Chordata; Mammalia; Primates; Tarsiidae
Gene: ARL13A
Product: ADP ribosylation factor like GTPase 13A
Exons: 9
Coding region: 1-1026 (341 amino acids)
Biological process (GO): receptor localization to non-motile cilium; non-motile cilium assembly
Cellular component (GO): ciliary membrane; non-motile cilium
Molecular function (GO): GTPase activity; GTP binding
Source: RefSeq, a predicted model, not a curated record
AUGUUCCAGUUAUUGACCUCCUGCUGGUCUCGGCUAAAGACAACUAAAGACACACGAAGGAACGUGACCAUCCUUAUCAUUGGUUUAGACAACUCGGGCAAAACUGUUCUUGUGGAGGUGUUUCAAAGAUUGCUUCCCAGUAAGAUAAACGAUUGUAUGAAAUCGGAACUGACUACACUCCUGUUAGAUGAGUAUGAAGUUACCAUCUACGACCUGAAGGGAGACCUGAAGGGCCAAGAAACUUGGCAAAACUAUUAUGCACAGGCACAUGGGUUUGUUUUUGUCCUGGAUUCCAGCGACUUAGGGCGCAUGCAGGAAGCAAGGAUCAUCUUAACACGUCUGCUGUCUGAUAAAAGAGUGACAGGAAAACCCAUCUUACUCCUAGCAAACAAACAAGACAAGAAGAAAGCCCUGUUGCCUUGUGAUAUUGUCAAAUAUCUACUUCUGGAAAGACUGGUGAAUAAAUGCCUGUGCCGAGUGGAGCCAUGUUCAGCCAUCAAAAACCUUGAGAGGAAGAACCAUCAGUCCCUAAUUGAUGGACUGCACUGGCUAUUAGCCGCCAUUGAGGAUGAACACGGACAAGUGUAUACUCGCCAACAGCCACUUACCUCAAACAUCUCAACCUCCAAGAAUACCAGAGGCUCUAGAGAAAGAUACUUAUCAGACUGCUUCUCUACCACAGCAAGAACAUCCAAAGAGAAACAACAUGUAGGACAACACUCAAUGGAAGCUAGGCCCCUAAAGUCAAUCCUACAAAAAGAAGGUUUAAGGCCUAAAAAGAACAAAUCAGUAACGUUUGCUUUAGAUGAACCCAUGGAGAAAGAUGAAUGUUCUGAGGAAAAUGGAGCUCAGAAUACUACUGAGCUUCACUACAAUCAAAGUGAUGAAUUACAGAAUCAAGCUCCAUAUGGUGAUGAUACUCUUUCUGAAGAAUCCAGGCCCAAAAAGAGAAUGAAUCCUUGGGACACAGAGGAGAUAUUACUAGAAAAUCCCUGUGAAGAAGCCUUUGGCUCCCAUGACUAUUAA